Molecule: messenger RNA, 3795 nt
Organism: Coturnix japonica (Japanese quail)
Lineage: Eukaryota; Metazoa; Chordata; Aves; Galliformes; Phasianidae
Gene: TASP1
Product: taspase 1
Biological process (GO): protein maturation
Cellular component (GO): cytoplasm
Molecular function (GO): threonine-type endopeptidase activity
Source: RefSeq, a predicted model, not a curated record
AUGGCAGCGCGGCGUUGGGGCGGGACGCCUCAUCCUCACCGAGGCAACGGGCGGACGGACGGUUCCGGGUGUGAGCGAGGGUGACGGUGUUGGUGGGAUGAUUCUACUCCAGAAUUUCUUGUUGAAUGGAAGCAUGCUCUUUUCCAGUAGAAGAUGUUGAUCCUAAUGUAUGACCAUGGACAAGGGCAUAAGCUCCGUAGAAGUGUUACCUUCCAAAUCAUCUCAGGUUGCAGCUGUAAAACUGGUGGUCAAAGAGCCCGAAACAAAGCAGACCCAAAGAGGGAAACGAGUGGGAUUUGUGCUUGUUCAUGCAGGUGCAGGUUAUCAUUCUGAAUCCAAAGCUAAAGAAUACAAGCAUGUGUGCAAAAGAGCCUGCCAGAAGGCGAUUGAAAAGCUACAGGCUGGUGCUCUUGCAACAGAUGCAGUGACUGCAGCACUUAUAGAACUGGAGGAUUCUCCUUUUACAAAUGCAGGAAUGGGUUCUAACUUAAACCUUCUGGGGGAGAUAGAAUGUGAUGCCAGUAUAAUGGAUGGCAAGUCGUUGAAUUUUGGAGCAGUUGGCGCACUGAGUGGAAUCAAGAAUCCAGUUUCAGUUGCAAAUAGAUUGUUGUGUGAAGGGCAGAAAGGAAAACUCUCUGCUGGCAGAAUUCCACCUUGCUUUUUAGUUGGUGAAGGAGCUUUCAGAUGGGCAGUUGAUCACGGGAUACCAGCAUGUCCUCCAGGUAUCAUGGCUACAAGGUUUAGUUUAGCAGCUUUUAAGAGGAACAAGAGGAAGCUGGAGUUGGCUGAAAAGGUAGAAACCGAUCUCAUUCAACUAAAGAAGAGAAGACAAUCAAAUGAAAAGGGCUCCAGAGUCAUGUGCAGAACGUGCGGGAGACCCUCAAGGGCCAAUGAUGGUAGUAGAGGAGGUGAUCAAAUAGAGCUCUACUCGUUGGAAAAUGACUCAGGAACGCUGGAUACAGUCGGUGCAGUAGUUGUUGACCAAGAAGGAAAUGUUGCUGCUGCUGUCUCCAGUGGAGGUUUAGCACUAAAGCAUCCUGGAAGAGUUGGUCAGGCAGCUCUUUAUGGUUGCGGCUGCUGGGCUGAAAAUACAGGAGCUCAUACACCUUACUCCACUGCUGUGAGUACUUCAGGUUGUGGAGAGCACCUUGUCCGAACCAUACUGGCCAGAGAAUGUUCAUGUGCUUUGCAAACAGAAGAUGCCCACCAAGCUCUCCUAGAGACUAUGCAAAACAAGUUUAUUGGUUCACCUUUCCUUGCCAAUGAAGAUGGUGUACUCGGAGGUGUGAUAGUUCUUCGGUCUUGCAGGUGUUCAGCAGAACCAGAAUUAUCACAGGAGAAGCCAACUUUACUAGUGGAAUUUCUGUGGAGCCAUACAACAGAGAGCAUGUGUGUAGGAUAUAUGUCUGCGCAGGAUGGCAAAGCUAAGGGAAACAAAUCAAAACAUUUUCUUGGGGACAGUAAAGCGUCUUGUCAUUCUUGACCUACCUUUCCUCAGCAUACUCCUGUUUCCUCAAGAAGAGACUUCCUUGAAGCUUGAUGGAGGAUGAAUUCUGAACAAAAAAAUUCUUCUUUUCUUAUUUUUGUUCAAUUUUCUCCAGAUGUGGGCUCAUUCAGAUUGUAAUGCUGAUGGAUUAAUCAAAUUCAACCAAAAGCUUUCCAAUGUUUCUCUUUCUUGUUUCUUUGUUGUUGCUUUUCAAAAAAUAUUUUUAUAUUUUCAGUCUCACUCUAAUCCAUGGUGCAAUCUGGACUUAAUGUAAAAUAUGAUGUUGGGGGUAUAGAAAUGUAACAAGAGUUACAAAUAAGUUCUGUGGUUGCAUUUUAAAUGGCUUCAGUGUUCUUUGAAGUUGUAUUUACUCAAGUUCAUUCUAAUGGCUCGGAACAAAGGAGAUGUAAUUGUAAGAGUACACUUGGAAAUUCAUCUGAAGUUGUCUUGACGUGUCAGUUUUAUCCUUUGAUACUCAUUAUUAAUUAACAAAUUUUAAAUACUAUCAUCUGUGUGGCUUUUGCUCUACAUAAGACAGACACAAGUGAAAGUAAAAAGUGUGAAACAGGUUUACUUGGUCAUACAACGUAUGCAAAUAAAAAGGUGCAGUUAAAGGCUUUAAGAAAGACUUUGUUAUGUGGCUUGAAUGUUUCAGUAAGUAGAAGUGUACAUAUGCUACCAUAUGGUGUUGGAUUUUUUGUUUUUGUCUCUUUAUAGAUAAAUCAUUUUUCCUUCUACACUAAAUCUAAAUAUGUUUUUGUAUAGGAAAUAUACCAAAGUAUGGACAUCUAUUUAAAUCUAGGUUCUUGAUAAUAUAUUGGUAGAAUAUAUAUAUUGGUAGAAUAUGUUCUAAAAAUACCUGUUUUUCCUCACUUGGCCUUUUUUCCUUUCCUUGCUCAAGAUCUUACUGAUCUUAUAUUUAAGAGAAGCUAAGGGGUUUGAAAGGAUCUUUUUUUCUUGAAAUGGUAAAUAAAAACCAAAAUGUUUCUGAAAGUCGGAAGAUGUUCAUAUAUCGAGCACAAAGGCCAGAGAUCAAAAUUUAGCAGUGAAACGAAAACCUUUAAAUGUUUUAAAUUAAAUGUCAUUCUAUAAUUUCACUGAAAACAUGACUGUCUAAGAGCAGAAACCAGGAUACCUUUAUCAAGAAGGGAGUUGAAUGAAGUUGUAUCUAAGAUAUAAAACAUUUCUGGGAUGCAGUGAAUUGCAGUUACAGCAUCAAAUAACCUUCUGUUCAGUUGGUGCAAGUUACAUUUGUGGGACUUUUAUAUCACAGAAUCAUAGAAUGAUUUGGGUUGGAAGUGGGUCCUUGAAGGUCAUUUAGUCCAACCCCCUUAUAGCCCAUUGCUUCAUUGCUUCUUACGCAUUUUUCAGCACUUAAACCUUUUAAAUGGAAUAAUGUGCAUACAAAAACGUAAGUAUAUAGUUGGCUUUGCUUAGAGAAAACUGUAAUUUCUCACACCAGUAACUUUGCUGUUUUGAGCUUUAUAUGAGCUUUAUAUUGUAGUAGGAGUCGUUUCUUCAUCCUAAUUUAAUAAUUGCUUCAGCAUCAGUUUGUUGGAGCAUUAGUGAAUCACCUGAUGGAAAGCAUAACUUGUGCUCCUGCUUCACUGAGACGGGUGGCUGGAGCAUCGCUUGAGCUGGUGGCACUUUUUGCCUGAAACCCAGAGAAAAGCUAUUUUCAGCCCUACUGCAUUUUAGAGUUUCACUAAGGCUCUUUUUUAUGUUUUACCAGAACCCAUUCAGCAGCUCUGAAACUUGGAAACAGCAAAGUUUGUAGAAACUUGCUUCUGAGUCUUUUCACUGCCUUGGUUAAACAUUGAUUUAGCCCUUGGCCUAUAUUAAAUCAACUGAUAUAUCUGCAAAUGGCUUUGCUGUAGCUCAGAAUUAACAGUGCAUAUGAAAACAUAAGCAAGUUUUCUCCUCAGAAAAGAUGCCUGUUGACAGAAACACAAUUGUUUUUUGGGUACUAUUUUUUUCUUACAUAUAUUUUCAUCUUCACUAAUAAAGGCUAGUAAAGCAUGGAAUUUCACAGUUACUUUUCUCUUGUUUUCAUGCAGAAUAAUUCUUUCAAUUUCCAGUGAACGCAGUCAUUCAUUUUACCUUUUCUACACAUCUGUCAUGGUCAUUCUCUUCAUGAGUUAAACAUUGACACAAACAAAAUACAAAAGAAUCCGAAUUGUUUAUGGCUUGUCUAGUUUUUUUUGUCAUUUGUCCUUUGGGCUGCAGUCACUGAACACGUGAAUUGUUCAAUGCUCUGUGUCCUGCAUAAUUUUGCCUUUCAUUGUAUUUGGUAACACUCUCUUGACUUU